Molecule: messenger RNA, 420 nt
Organism: Rhineura floridana
Lineage: Eukaryota; Metazoa; Chordata; Lepidosauria; Squamata; Rhineuridae
Product: natriuretic peptides B-like
Exons: 3
Coding region: 1-420 (139 amino acids)
Biological process (GO): neuropeptide signaling pathway; negative regulation of systemic arterial blood pressure; cGMP biosynthetic process
Cellular component (GO): extracellular region; nucleus; cytoplasm
Molecular function (GO): hormone activity; hormone receptor binding
Source: RefSeq, a predicted model, not a curated record
AUGAUGUACAUCGGGGCCCUGUGUUGCUGGUCCUUUGCGUUCUUGGUGUUCUCACAAGCAGGCCUGAGUUCGAGUCAUCCAGUGACCCGGAAUCCCUCCAGUGAUGAGCUUCGGUCUCUGCAGGACCUCCUUGAACGCCUGAAGGAGACAUUUCAGGAAGACGAAUGGGAAGCUGGUGAGAUGGACGACGGGGCUGACUUUGACCUGUCCGACUCGGAGGCCCCCCCUUCUGGUCAGCUCAGGGUUCAGACUCCCCUCCACCAGGCGGAAGUGGAGGACCACUGGAGAAAAUUCCUGGCUUCUCCAAAGCGGAGGAGACAUUUCUCUGGCUGCUUUGGGACCAGACUUGAACGGAUCGGGACCCAGACAGGACUCGGCUGCAACAUCUACAAAGCCCAAGGCUCCCCCAACACCCAGUAG